Rotaria socialis is the source of this 291-nucleotide messenger RNA. The record is from the annotation of a GenBank genome assembly. Lineage: Eukaryota; Metazoa; Rotifera; Eurotatoria; Philodinida; Philodinidae.
AUGGCCAUUCUUAGUAAUUCGUCGUUUCAUACAAUAUUAAUAAUAGUGGCUCUAUAUUCCAUGUGUCAACUCAUACAAGUAAUAGAAAGUCGAUUUCUUUGGGAUUUAAGUUUAUAUUGUAUUAAUUAUUGUUCACGUAACAAUGAUCAAAUGCUUCCAAUACAUGUUUGUUCGUGUCAUCGUAUUGCAUCUUAUCAUCGUCGAAUGACAAACAAUAAUAUUCAAUCAGAAAUUAAACAAGAUUAUCAAUUUAAAAAUUAUCAACAACCUAUCAAUAAUCAAUUUCCUUAA